CAGACAAAGCGACUUGCACAUUUUUGUUUUUUCUCUGCACACCGGCUGCGCUGGACUAAAGCAAAUUCUUCAGCUCACGGUAAACUGUUGGAAAAAUGAGUCUUAAUUUCGGAGAAAUUGUGGAACCAUCCACCCGUGCUUUCUGGGAUGACUACGAUGAAGGGGACGAAGAUCUGGCCCCGCUACAACCCCUCGAAUGGGAAUGGCUGAACGAGGAUAACGUUGAGCAAAAGUUGGACAACAUCAAACGACUGCUUAUACUCGAAGGACCGGGCAUUUCCGGUUUCGCCGGGACCGCCGUGCUGAAAGGAAGAUCUCCCAUUUGCCAGCUCAACAGUGGAACGGUCAGUAUUUACUACGACGCAGAAAAGGGUUCGUUGGUGUGCGUGUCGGAGGAAAAGGAUCUGAACGCGUUCGGAAGGAUAACCGAGAAGCUGGCCAAAUGGUUGGAAGUGGCCGACGAGGUGGUGGCAGUUUCGUUCCAACCUUCGGUGAUGCACAAGGGAACAUCCGGCAGCGAUGCAGAAGAGGUGUGCUUCAUUCGAAGCAUCAACGGGCAGUUGAGUCAGAUUCCAAAACUGGACGCUCCGAACGUUGUGACGGGAUUGGCUGGUGGGGCUUUGAGCUACCGGAAAUUCAAGGAUCAAACGGCAUCGGUUUACGUGUGCUAUCUGGACUCGUGCGUGUUGGAUUCAAUUUCGGCCAAACCGAUCCUUCGAUUGCUGAAAGCAUUGUCCGUGGAGUGUGACGAUUCCUACCAGCUUAAGUUUAAGACCAGCUCUAACUUGUACUUGUGAAUAAAGAUAUGUAUGUUCUGUAA
Molecule: messenger RNA, 820 nt
Organism: Aedes albopictus (Asian tiger mosquito)
Lineage: Eukaryota; Metazoa; Arthropoda; Insecta; Diptera; Culicidae
Exons: 2
Coding region: 96-797 (233 amino acids)
Biological process (GO): proteasome core complex assembly
Cellular component (GO): endoplasmic reticulum
Molecular function (GO): proteasome binding
Source: RefSeq, a predicted model, not a curated record